Cuscuta europaea is the source of this 2051-nucleotide messenger RNA. Lineage: Eukaryota; Viridiplantae; Streptophyta; Magnoliopsida; Solanales; Convolvulaceae. The record is from the annotation of a GenBank genome assembly.
GUUUAUACAACUCUAAGCUAAGCCAGUCCAAGCCGAAGAUCGAGCUUGAAAAGCUAGCCAGCUAGCGAGCGGGUACAAAGAUGGGAAGGAGGAUUGACGCGUUCUUUGGAAAGAACGUGAAGAAGAGCGGCGACAAGUUCAGAGCCACCGCAAGCCUCGCCAUUUCCCGCCUCGCCGUCCUCAAGAAGCAGCGCCAUGCACGGUGCUCCAUCGCCCGCUCCGAUGUCCUUCAGCUCCUACACCUUUCUCACCAUCAAAGGGCUCUUCUUCGUGUAGAGCAAGUGAUAAAGGAGCAGAACAUGUUGGAUGUGUUGCUCAUGGUAGAAGGCUAUUGCUUUCUGCUGCUAGAAAGGGUCAUCCAGUUAGAACAUCAAAAGGAUUGUCCGGAUGAAUUAAAGGAAGCAAUAUCCAGCUUAAUCUUUGCAGCUUCAAGGUGUGGGGAUUUUCCGGAACUUCAAGAGCUUCAAGCACUUUUUUCCUCAAAAUUUGGAAAGGAAUUCACCGCCAGAGCUGUUGACCUAAGGAACAACUGUGGAGUCAAUCCAAAGAUGAUUCAAAAGCUGUCGACUAGAACGCCUAGCUACGAAAGCAGAUUGAUGGUCCUUAAAGAAAUUGCACAAGAAAACAAUAUCAUUCUGAAGAUAGAUGACACAGAUGAAGAAUCAACCAAGGUAUACAUACACACUUCAUACCUUAUUUUCUUUGUUUAUAUACUAGAACAUCCUAAUUAUAUGCAAUACCCUGAAUUCAUAAGAGAGUUGAAAAGAAUUACAAAAGGAUUACAAGUAAUGCGGUCUGUAGCGGAACAGCAACACACUUCACCAUAAUAUUGUGGUUUGUAUUACAAACAAAAUGCAUCUUCUUAUAAGGGAACCAUUUGUUAAGGAUUCUGUAGCUAAGCAGACUUCUUGAGCGUAGUUGCGUAGUUCUAGGAUAAGCGUGCUUUUUUAGGAUGAGGAACUCGAGUAAUGUGCUCACGAGCGAGGAAAGUACCUGUUGGGCCGUGGGUAUGCGGUGACAGCAAUCUGAAAGCCUGCAGGUGGAAUCGAACCGCGUGACGCUUCGCUUGUGCUAUAAAGGGAGAGGAGCAUGUUACACUAUCAGCGAUUAAUUUUAGUGUAACGGUAAGCGCAAUGAUCCACAGUACCGAACCUCGAGAGUGACCAGUAGUAACAUUCAUUGACGAGUAGUCGAGUACUUGAGGGGUCGGGGUGUUACAUAAAAUGAUCGAAGUAUCUCAAUUCUCAAACUAGCUAAAUAUGAAGAACUGAACAACCUACCUAAUACAACAAAAGCUCCUUUGGAAAAUUUAAACCUUAUGCUUAACAUGAUAUGCUUAAGAUCUAUUGCUUCAUCAGAUAAUGAUGUGCUAGUCGUGAUUGCAGGGGCAAAAGUAUGAUGGGAAUAGGCCAGACCGGGCAGAUCAGCAUAUUCCCGUGUUAGAUCAAAAUCCAGAAAUGGAAGUGAAUAGAAAGUACAAGGAUGUGGCUGAUGCUGCCCAAGCAGCCUUUGAGUCAGCAGCUUAUGCAGCAGCAGCUGCCAGAGCUGCCGUGGAACUCUCGCGUUACGAAUCUGGUGGCAGUGGCGGUGGUUGUGAUUGUUCUGAUCAUUCACCACACACUCCCAGCAGGUGGCACAAAGCAAAAGCUCCACAAGGAGGUAAUGAAGAAAAAGACCUUACUGAAACUGAAGAUGUUAAAGAAGAUAUGGUUACAGAUGAUUUUCAUGAGGAUAAGAGCCCUACUACCUCAGCCAGAACCAACCCGACUUAUCAUUGGUGACAAAAGAACAACCACAGAUUCAGAACUCUACUAGCUAUGUGCAGAUUUUGUUAGUUUAUUAAUGGGUACUAUGAUGAUUAGUUUGAGAGUGUAUGUCUGAUAAGGAGACUUCAUAUCAUAUAAUAUGUUGAAAGCUUUGUUAGAAGAGAUUGAAGGCUUGUUCCGAGAGAUAUGUUAUAGCUGUUGAAUAUGUGAUGAAUUAAUGUUCAAUGUUAUUUACUGCUGAAAAAAUGAAGUAAAAAUAAAAUUUCAGCAAAUCCAGAGUUAUAG